CAGAUCUCAGGACGAGUUUGUUAUAUCAGAGGAGAACCUGGAUGAGAGUGAGGAUGACCCCCCAUCAAAUGAGGACAGCGAUUCCGAGUUCUGUGCCCGCAUCUCCAGGCGACACCUCUCCAGGCCCAUGAGGCAAAGCAGGAGGUUACGAAGGAAAACAGUCAAGAAAAAAUACUCUGAAGAUGAUGAAGAUGAAGAUUCUGAGGAGAAUUCAAGCAGAGAAUCUGAGAGUGGUGAUUACACAGAUUACAGUGAUGACGAUUACCUGGAAACCAGGAGGAGAAGAUCCCGACGGAAUCAGAAGAGACAAGUCAAUUAUAAGGAGGAUUCAGAAAGUGAUGGCUCACAGAAGAGUGUCCGAUAUGGGAAGGAGUUAAGGAGAGUUCAUAAACGCAGACUCUCCACUUCGGACAGUGAAGAGAGCUACACAUCAAAGAACUCUGAAGAUGAUGAAUCCACAAAGGAGUCCAAGCGAUUGAUCCGGAAACGCCGGCGAAGUACAGACGACUACACUGAGGAGGAGGGGGAGGAGGAGGACGAGGGGCGGCCUGUCCGCAAACGGCUCAACCGGAUUGAAACGGAUGAGGAAGACACCUGUGAAAACACCAACGAUGACCCAGAGAAACCCGCUCCUGCACAUAAGCUGCCAGCACCACAAGCUCCCCAAGACAACACCAAGAAGCACUGCUACCGGAUAGAAAGCGACGACGAAGAUGACUUUGAUAACGUAGGCAAAGUAGAGAGCCCUUUGGACUACAGCCUGGUGGACUUGCCUUCCACCAACGGACAGAGCCCAGGGAAAACCAUUGAGAACUUGAUUGGGAAGCCAGCUGAGAAGACCCAGGCCCCCAAAGACAGCACAGCCAGCGCCAGCCUGGCGCCCAACGGCACGGGGAGCGGGCAGGAGGCGGUAGGGCCGGAGGAAGAUGAAGAUGAACUCUUGCGAGUGACUGACCUUGUUGAUUACGUCUGUAACAGUGAACAGUUAUAAGACUUCCAUUUUUUGUGCUAAUUUAUUCCACGGUAGCUCAUACCAGCGGGCCAGUUAUUAAAAGCUGUUUUAUUUUUCCUAGAAAAUUCUCCACUACAGUAUCACUUUUUAGAAGCAAGAAUUUCACCAGUCCUGCAGUCUUUCUGUGAAGUGACCAGUUUUGAACUUUGAAGAUGAAUUGCUGUAAAUUCCCUCUCUCUUAUCCCUUCCUCCCCUUUGUCCUUCCAAGUCCAUGGUCCUGGGUAAUUUCACUCACAAAAACCUUAUAACAACAAGAGAUUUGUAUAUUUUUGACUUUAUAUUUCCUUGAGUGCAUACAAAUUUGUGGAAAUGGGUGGCCUAAGAAAGCAUUCCAAAUCGGUCAGGGCCCAAACCGGAGCUGGGGUGGGUUUGGCUCAAAGAGGGGGUGGGAGGGGUGGGUGCAGAAGCACUUGUGCUUUAGCUUUUUCAUAUGAGAUAUAUAUUAUAUUUAAAUGUUCACA
This is a messenger RNA of Nestor notabilis (Kea), 1473 nucleotides long. RefSeq names its product remodeling and spacing factor 1-like. Bases 128 to 991 code for a protein of 287 amino acids. The record is from RefSeq and is a predicted model, not a curated record. The transcript has 3 exons. Gene Ontology annotation, cellular component: RSF complex. Gene Ontology annotation, biological process: regulation of DNA-templated transcription. NCBI's taxonomy places the organism in Eukaryota, Metazoa, Chordata, Aves, Psittaciformes, Psittacidae.